AUGAAGUAUCACUUGGUGAUAAGAUUCACAAGUACUACUGCCUCUAGCAAGCAGCUAAAAGACUUGGAACUUCCAUUAGUAAUAAAUACAGAAAAAGAUGAUGUGAAUAAAUUAGUCAGUGUUCGCUGGCUAAAAUCGACGAUAAGAAGUGACGUACCCGAGUGCCAGAGUAAGCGUUUAAGGCUCAUAUAUAACGGCAGAAUAUUGAAUGAGAAUACAGACUUCAAAAGUGAAGUUUUUGACCCGAAGACCAAGCAAUUGAAUAGCGAUAACCAAACUCAAGAAGAGAAGAUAUACAUACAUUGUCUAGUGGGGGAAGAGCUUGCAAAGGAUCAGUUAGCAAAGGAAAACCAAUUAGACAAUAAACCUCAAGAAGUGUCAACUAACCCUGAAGUCACUGGAUUCGAUCGCUUGCUACAGCAGGGAUUUUCGCAAGAUGAUGUGAAUGACUUGAGGAGGCAAUUUCAUCUGAUUUACAAUCCAAAUGAACCUACUAGUUCCGAUGCUGACCAAAUCAUGAACCUUGAAGAAGAGGAGCAAAGGGAGAAUACUGCUCGGCAGUUAGAAGAGAGAUGGAUAGAAUCUACGAUGUCGGGAACCCCGAAUAGACAGGAGCCUCCAAAUGCUGCCACUGAGGAAAGAGAGGACGGCACUCCUCAGCCCCUGGUAGAUUUGGACGAUGCAAACGCAAAUGAAGAUUUGUUGAUAGGCUUACUUGUGGGGAUAUUUUUGGGUGUCGUCAGUCUCAUAUUCCUUGUUGCAGAUGACACAAUUUUUAACAAAAGGCAAAGAAUGUCCAUCAUCGCCGGAGUAUUUAUCAACUUCUCCUUUGCUAUUGUAAGAGGCUUGCAGAUGUGA
This is a messenger RNA of Priceomyces carsonii, 858 nucleotides long. RefSeq lists its product as uncharacterized. The record is from RefSeq and is a predicted model, not a curated record. NCBI's taxonomy places the organism in Eukaryota, Fungi, Ascomycota, Pichiomycetes, Serinales, Debaryomycetaceae. The coding region runs from base 1 to 858 and encodes 285 amino acids. Gene Ontology annotation, cellular component: endoplasmic reticulum; Dsc E3 ubiquitin ligase complex. The transcript has a single exon.